UACGGUUACUCAAUCGUUUCACGUGCACACUCCCAUUUGUCACAUCAUUUCGCCCAUCUGGGCACUUUCUUCAUAUUCUGCAGGCGCCCAGUGGGCUACUUCGCUUCAUUGGUUUGCCUUUAAAACGGAAAGUAUUUUUUAAUGAGAUGUAAAUUAUCUUGCGGUUGACUUCGAUGUUUCGCGUUGCUACUUUUACAGACGUUUCUCCAAUUUUAUCUUAAUAUUUUAUCCCGCCGCAUCCUUCUGAAAGGUCGCGUGCGGGGCGCGCGACGGAUUAAAUGGAUUAAUUAUUCCACCUUAACCACAUUCCGCAGAGUUUUCGGGCAACUGUCGUAUAUUUUUGGCUUGUUUGAAGGUGUUUCUUUCAAAGGGUUUAAAAAUGAGCGAAAUAAUCACCGAAGAGGACAGUCAACAAGAAAACGGGGACCACAGCAGCGGCAAGGACUCGGACCGUCAGUAUCGCUUGAGACUGUGCGUUUUAAAUGAAAUAUUGAACACCGAAAGGGAUUACGUGAGAAACUUGGUAUUUCUGCAGUCGGCUUUUCUCCAGAGAAUUAAACAGACUGCAGAAAAUCAACAAUGUCUGACACCAGAGCAGGUCAAGAUAUUGUUUUCCAACAUCGAGUCCAUUUUGAAGGUUCAUUGUGAUUUUCUCUCCACUCUGGAUUCCAGUCUGCAGCCUGAACCUCAGGCACACCACUCUCUGGGACAUGUCUUCCUCAAGUUUAGGGAGCGUUUCUCUGUGUAUGGGGAAUACUGUAGUAACCACGAGAAAGCACUCAGACUACUGAUGGAGCUGAACAAGAUCCCCCACGUACGGACUUUCCUGCUGCACCUCAUGCUUUUGGGAGGUAAAAAGAGCACAGAUGUUCCUCUUGAGGGGUACCUCCUCUCUCCCAUCCAGAGAAUUUGUAAAUACCCUCUACUACUCAAGGAGCUUUUGAAGAGGACCCCUAAGAAGCAUCCAGAUUACCCUGCUGUAGAGGAGGCCCUGCAGGCCAUGAAAGCUGUUUGCUGCAACAUCAAUGAGACCAAGAGACAGAUGGAGAAACUUGAGGCUCUUGAAAUAUUACAGUCACACAUAGAGGGCUGGGAGGGGACAAACUUGACUGAUAUUUGCACAGAACUUCUGCUCCAAGGCAACCUUUUGAAGAUAUCAGCUGGAAACAUCCAGGAGCGAGUCUUCUUCCUUUUUGACAACCUCCUAGUCUACUGCAAGAGAAAGUCCCGUGCGUCAGGGAAGAAAUCCACCAAGAGAACGAAAUCCAUCAAUGGGCCACAGUUUGUGUUCAGAGGCCGCAUCAACACUGAGGUCAUGGAGGUUGAGAAUGUGGAAGAAGGAACUGCGGACUAUCACAGUAAUAACUACACAGUGACCAAUGGUUGGAAGAUUCACAACACGGCCAAAAACAAGUGGAUUGUGUGCAUGGCCAAGAACGCAGAGGACAAACAGAAAUGGCUGGAUGCGAUUUUAAAGGAACGUGAACAGCGAGAGAGUCUGAAGCUUGGUAUGGAGCGUGAUGCCUAUGUCAUGAUCGCGGAGAAGGGAGAGAAGCUCUACCAUAUGAUGAUGACCAAGAACCGCCACCUCAUCAAAGAUCGACGCAAGAAACUCACCAUCGUACCCAAGUGCUUCUUGGGAAAUGAGUUUGUCUCAUGGCUGCUGGAAAGUGGAGAGAUCAGUAAAACGGAGGAGGGAAUUAACCUGGGUCAGGCACUUCUGGAGAAUGGUAUCAUCCACCAUGUGUCAGAUAAACACCAGUUUAAGAACGAGCAGGUGUUGUAUCGCUUUCGUUACGAUGACGGCACAUAUAAAGCCAGGAGUGAGAUGGAAGACAUCAUAUCAAAGGGAGUGAGACUCUACUGUCGUCUCCACAGUCUCUUCACACCUGUUAUCAAAGACAGAGACCAUCACCUGAAAACCUUUAAAUCUGUCAUACCAGCUAGCAAACUGGUGGAGUGGCUUGUGUCUCAGGGUGAUUGCACAAGUCGUGAGGAUGCUGUCACUCUUGGCGUGGGACUCUGCAAUGCCGGUUUUAUGCACCACGUUCUGGAGAAAAGUGAAUUUAAGGAUGAGUCACAGUUUUUCCGUUUCUAUGCUGAUGAGGAGACUGAGGGCACUAGUUCCAAGAGUAAACAACUCCGUAGUGACUUCAAACUCAUCGAGAACAUCCUUGCCAAGUCCUUAGUGAUUCAUCCUGAUGAGGAGGACUAUGGGUUUCAGAUUGAAGAGAAAAACAAGGCCAUUAUAGUGAAGAGUGUGACCAGGGGCUCAUAUGCAGAGAUGGCAGGGCUACAGUCAGGUAGGAAGAUCUACUCUAUUAAUGAAGAUAUGGUGUUCCUGAGGCCCUUUUCUGAGGUGGAGACCAUGAUCAGCCAGUCCUUCUGUAUACGUCGCUCCCUCAGACUACUGGUUGCAACCAAGAACAAAGAGACUGUGAAGAUCCUAGAUGUUCAUGGCACUCUGCCGUUUGUUCUCUGUGGUUCCUGUCCACCUUACGUUCAUGCAGUAAAGAAAGGCUCAGAGGCUGCAGCAGCAGGUCUUCAGCCCGGUCAGUGUGUGCUCAAAGUCAACGGUAACAACAUGAACCAGAGCAGCUACCAGGAAGUUCUGGAGCACUUCAGUGGCCAUCAGCCUGUCCUGGAGCAGCAAGACUCGAGCUGUGGUCAGUGGACAUACCGCAUGUAUGAGAAUGUGGACGAGAAAGCAUCUAUCAGGUCCUGUGAGAACGGCUCUGAUUCAGAGGAUGGCUGUCCUAAUGGAACAGGCUCUGUUAGAAGACUGGAACUGUUGUCCAUCUCGGACGACGUUCCUUCAGUCAGUCUGAAUGUGGACAAUGUGAAUGUGGAACAUGGGGUUGUGUACGAGUAUGUCAGCACAGCAGGGAUCAAACACUGUGUGAUGGAGAAGAUGGUGGAACCCAAGGGCUGCUUCAACCUUGCCGCAAAGAUUCUGGAGGCUUUUGUGAAGGACGACAGUUUGUUUGUGAGGAGUUGUCGACAGCUAAUGGCUCAGAAUGAGAAGGUGGUAACCAUGCCACAGUUUGAGUUUCGAAACAUCUGCUACACCAAACUGGAGAGCAUAGAAAAACGCAUCUGCAGCUACACACAGUUUGUGGAGGAACUGCAGACGGAGGCCUGGCCCACGUUUAAGCAGGCGAGCAAUAAACCUCACGCUCUGGGCUGCAUGGACUUCGUCCCCACCAACUGUCACCUCAACCUGAUGCAGGUGUCUUGCCCCAAGAGCUCUACCUCAGCUGGCCGAGCUUUCAGCAUCCGCUUCGGACGCAAGAACUCCAUCUUUGGCCUCGAUCCUGACCAAGCUAGUUUGAAUCCCAUGUCUCACUCCAUACACUGUGUGACCAGCAUGGCGGCCCCCUCCUGGAGCUGCUUCGGUUUGGAUGAAGAGAUGGAGGAGGGAGAGGGGAGCACAGAGAAUGGAAGGAAGCAUGAAGAGGGAGGUCUUAGCUUCCUCCUCAAACAAGAAGACACAGAGAGCCAGGACAAUUACAUCUGCCUCUAUAACCGCUUGGACAUUGCAGUGCGGGAGAUGAAACAAUAUGUGGAGCAGAUAGAUGUACUCCUGUCAUCCAUAACCGGACCGACCCAGCCACAGGGCUUUGUGCCCCCCUCGUUUGAGAGAACAUCCUCAAUCUCUCCCGUACCAGAGGAAACUGAUCAAGACAAGACAGAACAUGGAGGGAUCAAGAGAGUGUGCUUCAAAGUGAAUGAAGAUGAUCAGGAGGAUUCUGGACAUGACACCAUGAGCUACAGAGACUCCUAUAGUGAAUGCAACAGUAACCGGGACUCAGUGUUGUCAUACACAAGUGUCCGGAGCAACAGUUCUUACCUGGGCAGUGAUGAGAUGGGCUCAGGAGAUGAGUUGCCAUGUGAUAUGCAGAUCCCUCUAGACAAGCAGGAUAAAAUACAUGGAUGUCUGGAACACCUUUUCAAUCAGGUUGACUCUAUCAACGGUCUCCUGAAGGGCCGUGUCAUGAGUAAAGCUUGUGAGGAAACCAAGCAUUUCCACACCGACCACAGUCAGCCAGAGUUUCGGCACACAGAUGACUGGACUGUACGCUGGCGGUGCAUCUUGCACAAGAACAUUCAGGAGGACCCAUGGAACCUGCCUAUUUCAAUUAAAUCUCUAAUUAACAGCCUUCAUCGCUUCGUAGAGGAUGGAAGGAGUCAGCUCUUAUUGGCGUUACUUAAAUGCACUGACACAGAACUCCAGUUGCGGCGGGAUGUCAUAUUUUGCCAGUCCCUUGUGGGGGCUCUGUGUGCAUUGGCGGAGCAGCUUUUGAGUGCACUGAACCUGCGCUUCAACAAUAACGGAGAAUAUGAUGAGGACAGUAAAGAGGUCAGCCGAAAAUGGCUCGAGCAGAUCGCCACUAUCGGAGUGCUUUUUAAUUUCCAAUCAACACUCUGUCCACACGUGAGAGAAGAGAGAAUCAUGUUGGAAGAUACGAAAGCAGCCCUGCAGGAUCUGGAGAAAGUCACAGUGCUGUUCCGUCCACUGGAGAACGAGUGCCUUGUCCCAAAUACAUCAGUGCAUUACCAGGUGAAAGGCAGUCGGCAGGCCAUUAGGGUGACGAUGUUCCUGGACAGCUGUCAUUUCAGUGAGCUGCCCACAAGAUUGCAGAACGGAGGCUCUCUGAAGCUUCAAUCAGUCCUCUUCACUAGAGGGCUGGAGAAACCAGAGGGUGUGUUGUCUCAGGAUUUUCUUGGCAUGGAAGAGUUUCAACAGCGAACAAAUGCUCUGUCACUGGAGAAGGUCAAAGGGUAUUAUCGCAAACUCAGGGCUUUUUAUCUGGAGAAAUCCAAUUCUGAUUCAAAUUCGACUGCCAUGAAAAUAGACCAGCUCCUCCGGCCACUUAACACCCUGGAUGACCUCUGUCGGGUCAUGCAGACGUAUAUGAACAUUAAACCCGGAUCUGCAGGUCAACCCUCUGAAGUCAGUGUUCUGCUGGUCUCCUCCGAGCUCUGUAACCGCCUUGGGGCCUGUCAUAUCACCAUGUGUGCCACUGGGAUGCAGAGGUGCACUUUGACUGUGUCAUUAGAGCAGACCAUUACUCUGGCCAGAAACCACGGCCUCAUGCCUCGCUGUCUCAUGCAGACCAUGGACAUCAUGCGCAAACAGGGCACCAGAGUGGAGAUCUCUGCCAAAAAUCUCAGAGUAAUGGACCAGAUGCCUCCUUCUGCUCCUAGGCUCUUCAGGUUGUGUUUACCACCCUCUGAUGGAGAUCUUUGAAUGAGGUGAUGACAGUCUCUCGGGCCUUCUAGAUGCUGCGAGAUACUGUACCCAGACUGGCUCAAAGAGCUCUUAAACAUUGUGAGACCAUGCCUCAGCACAUCUUAACUUCUGGCCAGUUCACUCAAAGAGGUCUAGCUCAGAUCAACACUGAGCCAGAAAUGAGAACAGUCCUUCCACCUUUAUCUCCUGCUCUGGCAGCUGAGAAAUUGCUAAUGCUAACUAUGCUAAUCUUGGCUAGCAGUGUCUGCCCACAUUAUUGAGUCUCCUUCUAAUGGAUCUGGUCUGGCAUGUCAGAGAAUGGUUUAACCAAAUCGCUAAAUCUGUCUGUGAAAGGCAAUAUUAUCUCUUUGCUUUUGACUGCUAUCUUAGUCAAAAAGUAGGUGGGUCAGGUUUGGUCUGUGUAUGGAGAGGUUAAGUUCAGAUACGUGGUGAUUAUGUGCAAUUACUGUAGCUUAGCAUGAGUUUGUCUGCACUGUCAUGGAAGGUUGUGUCCUCAAACAGAGAUCGGUUGUGUUUCUCUUACAUGUAUCAGGUAUUACAAAAGUACUGAAAUCAUUCCAGCCUAAAUGGACCAGUUUGAGGCUGUUUUAAAUAUUCAUUUUGAUCUGUCCUUGUGUUUUGAUUCUGUUAAAUAACAGUUUUAUUAUUAAGUUCUUUCAGCUUCCAUUAAAGGGUUAUAAGGAUAGAAAUGGGAGGCAGUCAGCUUCUGAAAUGACACAAGAAUGCCUGUGUACAAAAUGCAAAAUGAUUUCACUGUUAUCAAAGUGUUGAUAUUGAAGACCGAAAAGGUUUAUUGAUCAACUGGAGAAACCAUUUUAAUUGUCUUCGUUUAUCCCUGGUGUAUAGAGCACAAAAAACAAAACAAAAAAAACUGUUCAGUGCAUCGGUUUGACAAAGCACAAUAAUAAAAAAAGCUUGUGUUCUUCAUCAAUGUUUGUUAAAAGUACUGUACAUUGUAGAGAAUAGAAGUAAAGCAAAGGGAUCAUUGAAGAAUGAAUAGAUAUAGUAGCAUUUUGAAGUUGUUUUUUGUUUUUUAUCAAGGAAAUAUAUAUAUGUAUAUGUAUCAGAGGGAUAAGCAUACUGUAUUCUCUUUAACAGUAGUGCUAUAAUAUAAAGAGUAUUAAUAAUGUUAAAACAAACAAAUAUAAUAUUGUACAUCUUUCAUUUUGUAUACUUGGUGUAUAUUGGAGUAGGAAAUUUGAUUGUGCUUUUGCACAAUAUAUUUACAUUUCUAAUGUUCUAAUUCUAUGUGGUCAGUAACCGAGAAGGCCUGAAAAUGUAACCGUGUACCUAGAUUAAUUUCUGCUAGUUACGGUAGUAUGUACAAUAUAUAUGGUUAGCUUUUGUAACAAGCAAUAGUCUGCAAACGUUUCUCUUCAUUAAUGUUAACAGGCAUAAUUUAUUUACUCAGAUCUGUCACAUUAUAAAGAAUGAAACAGAUUUGAGUAAAUAUAAGGUCACAAUAUGCAUGUUGUCAUCACAAAAGCUUCAUGUAAUUAUGUAAUUCAGAUAUUUAUCUUGAUUGUAUUGUAGUUUAGCCCAUUAAAGUCACUGUCUGUUACAUAUCAGCAUGGAAGAAGUCAUUGCAACUUAAGAUCAUGUUGUAGUUUUACAUAUGAUAAUGGAAAAAUAUUUUUGAAAAAUAAUACUUGAAUUUAUGCUAAUUGUGUGUUCUUUCUCCUCAACUGUCUACCCAUCUUGAAGGCUAGUGCUGGUAAUACACAGAAUAAUAAUUAAUUGUUUUUGUUUGGUCCCCAAAUUAAAACAUGUUUAAACUGGAAACUGUUACUUGCUUCAACAGAAUCUGUGCACUGUGUAUUGUAUGUUUUGAAGGUCCUAGUUGUUGCUUGUUGCAUACAGUGCUUUAUGAUGUCCACUUGAAAGCUAUAAUUCCUGUAUGUAAAACCUAAAUGUAGUAAAACCCAAAGAGAGCAUUAGCACGUUCCUAUUACUGUAUAUUAAACUCAGGUUUCUGCAUCAUUUUGGAUUUUCCUUUUAAAAGGUGUUAUUGCAUAAUUUAACAUUACUAAUCAGUCAAUUGAAAUGUAUGCAUGCAUUAUUUUGUACCUUAUAAUGUUGACCUGUUUUUCAGUGAUGUUUUAAGUUUAUAUUUCCAAUCUUUGCAACUUUCUGUCUUUUUAGUUCAAAGAGUAGCAGAUUCAAUGGUGCUGACAAAUCAAUCCUUUCUUUUGGGAACCUUAAAGGUUUUUUUUUUUUUUUUUUUUACAGUUUCAAAAUCAUUUCUUAAUCUCACAUAUUCUUACCCAUUGUUCUCGUUAAGAGUAGUUUAAACAAUAACUCACUUUUCAAGUGAAGGGAUAGUGAACUUAAUCUAUGUUUGCUUUAAUUUAACUGUCAUAGUUUAUAAUGUUUGACUAUGAGGUCUCUCUACUGUAUGUCCUUCUAAACACCAUUGCAUAACUGCAUAAUGAAUACUUUAAAUGGCUCUUUACAUUUUCCUGCUGGUAUCGUCAGUAUAUAUCCAUGUUUUUAAUCUGUUAUUCAAUUAAAACUGAUGUAUAAUGUCCUCUCUCUGAGGUUGUUAUGUUAACCACUUGUCUUUAUAAAGAUCCUCCUAGAGUGCACCUUCAGUUACUGUAGAUCUGAUGACCUGUAGCAAGAACAGGAAAUCCAGGGGCCUGGAGCCUCAGUAAAGAUUGUAAAAUAGUCUUGUAGCCCAAAGCUCAAUGUGCUUCCCUUCUGUGUAGAUUAAGCAGUCCCACAAAAACAGUGGUCAUUUUAUAGCACUUGUCAGUUUGACUGGAGUAAACCACAGACCUCUUUAUGAAGCUCUGUUAGAUUUGUCUCUGUGCUGUAUUGAAUGCAUUGCUAAUAUCAAACAAACAAAAUAAAAGAAAAACUGUUUAUACCGUUUCUGAUCGGUCAUUGGUAGAAAUCACUGCAUGCAACAGCACAGGAAGUGUUACAGCAAAAACUGGUAUGUAUACUAUGUAU
Xyrauchen texanus (razorback sucker) is the source of this 8209-nucleotide messenger RNA. RefSeq names its product phosphatidylinositol-3,4,5-trisphosphate-dependent Rac exchange factor 1 (gene prex1). NCBI's taxonomy places the organism in Eukaryota, Metazoa, Chordata, Actinopteri, Cypriniformes, Catostomidae. The record is from RefSeq and is a predicted model, not a curated record. The transcript is spliced from 40 exons. Gene Ontology annotation, biological process: intracellular signal transduction. Gene Ontology annotation, molecular function: guanyl-nucleotide exchange factor activity; protein binding. Bases 380 to 5251 code for a protein of 1623 amino acids.